Molecule: messenger RNA, 2556 nt
Organism: Pyricularia pennisetigena
Lineage: Eukaryota; Fungi; Ascomycota; Sordariomycetes; Magnaporthales; Pyriculariaceae
Exons: 2
Coding region: 1-2556 (851 amino acids)
Biological process (GO): Golgi to plasma membrane transport; exocytosis
Cellular component (GO): exocyst; cytoplasm
Source: RefSeq, a predicted model, not a curated record
AUGGAGAGGGCGUCGUCCUUGGGCUCCAAAGCUCUUUUCCCCAAGGGCCCCAGCUUCAGCCUUGAGGACUUUUCCAACAAGGACUUUAUUGUCAGAGACUUUGUGGAUGGCCUCGCCGAAACCGCCGUCCCCGCCAACCGCCGCUCCGGCCCUGCAACACAGGCGUUCGACCCCAAGCCUCUGAUCAGGACUUUCGAGAAUGCCCUGUCGCAGCUGAGCUCGCUCUCGGAGGAGUUGCAGGAAAAGGAGUCAGAGAUCCUGUCUCAGGUCCGCCGCGCCGAAAACCAACAUGACCAGACCCUCGACACCCUCGGGCGGAAGCUCGAUCAGUCGAUGGCCCAGUUUGAGGCCCUCGACCUGUCACUCAACAACCCGGCCACGAAUGGCAUGGAGCGGUCGAGCAGGACUGAUGGCGGCGGCAAUAUCGCUGUCCAGAUCGGUGAGAGGCUCGAGGAUCUGGAUAGGAAGCGCAACAGGGCGCUGGACGCCAACUUUCUGAUUCAAUGCUGGCAGGAGGUCACCGAAACAGGGCAGCUCUCAUCCCUUCAAGACAUACAACGAUUGGGAGGUCCCGAUAACAAGGUUCGCUGCGCCGUUAUCGCCCGUCAAUUAAUGCGGAUAAGCCAGCGGCUGGAUCCAACUUCUUGGGGUCAGGCCAACGGGAUUCGAGGCAAUGGGAUUACCAAUGGGACUUCUCCAACAAGCCGACGAUACAACACUCGAGAAGUGAUUGAGAAGUUCUCCGAGACUCUAGAACAAGACCUCCUGAAACAGUUCAACACGAGUUAUCGGAAGCUGGACCACGAGAACAUGAUGGAGUGCUCCAGGGUUCUGUGGGACUUCAACGGCGGUGCAAGUGUUAUUGCUUUGUUUGUCAAUCAACACCAAUUCUUCAUCGACAAGGAUCGGCUCGUUGCGGACGAAGUGAACGCCGACAGCGAACUGUGGGAUCUACUCGCCGACCCUGACGCGGAGCCGCCGGGAAUUGAGUCCAGCCUGCAGGCACACCUCGACGACGUGAAGGGGACCAUUAUAGACGAGUCGCUUUUGGUCAAGCGAUCAUUCCCGUUUUACGAGACGGUCAUGAUCAAAUUCAUCCAGCGCAUGUUUCAGCAGUCGAUUCAGCAAAGGCUUGAACAGGUGCUGGAAAAAGCAAAUACCGUGUCAUCGCUUGCAUUUUUGCGUUCAUUGCAUGCAUCGCGAAGCUACAUCGGUACUCUGGUCGAGGACCUCAAGGCUCAUGGCUUGACAGAGCACCCCGAGCCGUGUACUGCGGCCGUGUCCCAGGCCUUGGAACAACAGCUGGAUGAAUUGUUCGUCCCGUACCUGAUGGGCAAUUCUUUCAUAGAACGAGAAAGAAAGAACCUGGAAGAGUUGAAUAGUUCGCUGCUCUUCAAGUUCACUGUCUACCACUCAAGAAGGAAGAAGGCGCCUAGCGGCUUCAUGGCCGCCAUUGCACAGCAAGGAUCGAGGAUCCUCGAAUCGGCCAAGGACGCAUACAUGGAGCGCCUAGACUCAUCCGAAUUGACGCCAACCCAAAAAGCUAUGAUGUUGAGGGUUGCCGGCAUCCAGGACUCGGAUAAGAAGAACGAGAUCGAGGUGUCGGAGGCAGACGGAUUGUUGAGCGUGGCGAACGCCAAACGUAUGAUGAAGUGGUUGGCUGAGAGUGUCAAGAGGACACUGGAGCUGGGCACAAGUACAGAAACGCCCAAGGACGUUAGCGUGCUACUCAAUUUACUGCUCAACACCAUGGGUCACAUGUACGUCGAGACAGCGCUUGAUGCCGCCUUGGAUCAGACUACUUCUCAAGAGAACAGCAAGACAGAGCCAGACCUCUCGCAUUUGCCCAAGAUCCGGCCCGGGGUAACCAUCACCAGUAUGAUGCAUCGGUUCAUCACCACGGUUUUGAUUCGAUUGGCGGAAGGCAACACGACGGUGCGGCGCGGCAUGGAAGCACAGGCAAAGGUUGGCAUUGAGGGCAUUGAGAAGAAGACUAACAGCAUCAUGAAGAGCGCCAUGGACGUGAUUAUCAAUUGGACGAGCAAGUCCCUGGCAAACAACCAGAAGAAGACAGACUUCCGCCCCAAGGACGAAGGCAUAAUAGAUAGCCUGCAGUCUUCAACCUGUCUCGGCAUCUGCACGUUUUUGGACAGGGCGGCGUUGCUGGCGAGCCAAACUAUCGAUGGGCACAAUCUCGAGGUGUUCAGCAGCGAGCUUGCGCUGGCGAUCCACGGGCUCCUAUUCGAGCACUUUAAAAAGUUCCCUGUCAACGCAACGGGAGGGCUCAUGGUCACCAAGGACAUCGCCAAGUAUGUAUCAACGCUCAAGGCGUGGCCUCUGACCAAGGAAGUGCAGGCUGUCGUCGAGAUUCUGUCCGAGGUUGGAUAUCUGUUCAUUAUUGGGCCCGAGGCGCUCAGGGAGAAGAGCAGGGGCUUGGGCAGUGGACCGGGUGGCCAUGGCGGGCGGAAGCUCCUCAAAGCAGAUUUCAAAGCUUUUGUCCAAAGGAGAGACGACGCAAGCAGUGUUGGCAUACAGAGCGUCAUCGCUGGAUUGUAA